Phaeoacremonium minimum UCRPA7 is the source of this 1341-nucleotide messenger RNA. Its product is annotated as putative ammonium transporter protein. The record is from RefSeq and is a predicted model, not a curated record. NCBI's taxonomy places the organism in Eukaryota, Fungi, Ascomycota, Sordariomycetes, Togniniales, Togniniaceae. Gene Ontology annotation, molecular function: ammonium channel activity. Gene Ontology annotation, biological process: ammonium transmembrane transport. Bases 1 to 1341 code for a protein of 446 amino acids. The transcript has a single exon. Gene Ontology annotation, cellular component: plasma membrane.
AUGAAGAAGAAAUGGGCUAUAAAUAGCGCAUUUAUGGCUUUCUAUGCCUUCGCUGCGGUGCUCAUUUGCUGGGUGCUGUGGGCUUAUAAGGCGUCAUUCGGCGAGGAGAUGCUGCCCUUCGUUGGCACUCCUAACAACGUACUCGGAAUUGACACGAUGCUGGCCCAAUCCUAUCUUCCAUCGAUCGGUAUCGGCCAACAAUUUCCCUUGGCGACCAUGAUAUACUUCCAAUUCGUCUUUGCCGCAAUCACAUUGGUCAUUAUGGCUGGCGCAUUCCUGGGACGUAUGAACUUCUAUGCUUGGAUGAUUUUUGUGCCCCUCUGGCUGACUCUGUCUUACACCGUCGGUGCCUACUCGCUCUGGGGCGGCGGCUUCCUCUUCAAGCUCGGAGUUAUCGACUACUCGGGCGGAUAUGUCAUCCACUUGUCCUCAGGCACCGCUGGCUUCAUAGGCUCAUACUGGAUUGGCCCUCGUCUCGCCAAAGACCGUGAAGAUGCCCGGCCGAACAACAUUCUCACCGUUAUGAUUGGUGCUGGCAUUCUUUGGAUUGGCUGGAAUGGCUUCAACGGUGGUGAUCCGUAUGCUGCCAGCGCAGAUGCUGGCGUGGCUGUUUUGAACACCAACUUGUGCACUGCUGUCUCUCUGCUGACCUGGACCGUAUGUGACCUCAUCUACUUCAAGAAGCCAUCCGUCAUCGGCGCUGUUCAGGGAAUGAUCACCGGACUCGUUGCCAUCACCCCUGCUGCGGGUGUUGUUGCUGGUUGGGGAGCUAUCCUUCUUGGCCUAGGAUCUGGUGCCGUUCCGUGGGUCACGAUGAAUAUCAUUGCCAAGAGGUUUCCUGGGUUCGAGCGCAAUUUUGAUGAUACCCUAGGUGUAAUGCACACCCACAUGGUUGCCGGCUUUGUUGGUGGCUUUGGCACUGGUUUGUGGGCAACCGUUGACGGCUGCGCCGCGUUCGGCUUGAGCAAUCCUGGCGGUGCGGUGGCAGGCAACGGUAUUCAACUGGGAUACCAGAUGGCCGGGGCUUGCUUUGUCAUUGGAUGGAAUUUAGUUUGGACCUCGCUGAUUAUGGUCUUCAUCAAAUAUGUGCUGCGGAUCCCGCUCCGCAUGAGCGAGGAAGAGUUGCUGCUUGGAGACGAUGCUGUCCAUGGCGAAGCUGCAUAUGUAUUCGGACCUUGCGAAGCCCAUGACCCCGAAUCAGGUUACAUCCAGGGAGAGAUGCUUCGAGCCGCCACAACCAACGAACGUAGUGGUGAGCUCGGCCUUGGCGGAGCUCUUCCGGGGACGCGUGAGCACGCAGAGAAGAUGGCACCCAAGAAUGGAGAGUCGAGCACAGCUUAG